AUGGCGAACUUCGAGCAUGCAAAAGACGACUCAAAACAUGCGAACAUGUCCGGCGAAACACCGGGCAGAAGCGCGGACGUCGUCUCUUGCGCCAUCCCGUCGUUCGCAGCCGCCGCCGAGCUGAUGUCCGCGCCGUACUCGUGUCUGGUCAUGAACACGCACAGGAGACACGUCAUCUUGCCCCCCAUGUACCUGAAUAAGAAGAGGACCGGGAUACAGGAGGAGCUGGAAGCCGAGCUGCUCAAGUUCUCCCAAAGUCUAAAGGGAGUACCCCUGGCUUAUGAAAACAUCAGGAUAGUGGGUCCCCAUGGAAACAUCUUCGAUGACAGCGGCUACAUCCACAUGGACGUAGAGGCCAACUUUAUUGUCUUUCAGCCAGAAAAUGGACAGAAACUGCUGGGUAAGGUGAAUAAACUAGGAAUGAGCCAUGUGGGCUGCCUGGUGCACGGCUGCUUCAACGCCAGCAUCCCCAAACCCGGCCUGGUUUCUGUGGACACGUGGUGGGCUGCAGGGCCGAGAAUCGGAGCGGAGCUGAAGUUCUAUGUGACCGCUCUCGACGCUGACACUGCAGGGGUGCUGCUGAUCAGAGGACUGCUGGACAGGACCAGGGUGCAAGAGCUGCUGGCUAUUGGUGAGAGCUCGGAGUCGGGCGUCCCAGCAGACCAGCCAGAACCACCAGAGACAGAACCGAACCCAGUACCCACCGAGGAGUCUCCUGUAGACACCCCCAAGAAGAAAAAGAAGAGAGACAAGGUCAAGGAGGAGAAGGAUGAUGAGGAGACAAGUACCCCUUUCUGCCAAGUCGAUGGCAACACAACAUCAGAGCUUAACGGAACAAUCACUGAAGCAAAUGAAGCUGGAGAGAAGAAGAAGAAGAAAAAGAAGAAGAAACAUGUGAAAGAAGAAGAGGAGCAGGAGGAGGUUGCCAUCUAUGGCAACACAACAUCAGAGCUUCACGGAACAAUCACUGAAGCAAAUGAAGCUGGAGAGAAGAAGAAGAAGAAAAAGAAGAAAAAACAUGUGAAAGAAGAAGAGGAGCAGGAGGAGGUUGCCAUCUCUACCAUGGAGGUCCACGGGAGUGACUCCAGCGGUUACCUCAGUGACAAGCCAAGCAAAAAGAGGAGACAUGAAACUGCUUCAGAUGUUGCAUCUAGUUUUAGUAAAGUUCCUGAACCACCAAAGUCCAAGAAGAGAAAGUGACAUUAAAAAGCUGAAAUAAAUGAUCUCAUGUUAGCAAUUAAAUGUCCUUCUUCUUUUUUUAGCAAGCAGGUUUUCUGUUGGUUCUUCUGAGUUCUUGUCAUGCUUGCAGGAGAACCUUUCUAGAGUCACGUGGUGCAACCUGUGGAAACACCAGAGGACUCGACCAUCAGUCCUCAUUGUAAAUGCAACUCUCUCACUCGCCCUGUGGGGGGAGCAAAACCUCUUCAAAGACUUGAGAACACAUCAUCUGGUAAACAAUGUGCGGAGAUGAAAUAGAGAGGUUUGCAUUGAAUGUAGAGCCAACGGGUAAAUGUAUAUGUUGAUAAUACUGCUCUGUGUGGUGUGUGUUCUGCUUGUAUACCGAGGAAGGAAGACUAGGCAAGACCGCUGAGCUCUGGUGAAAAUCAACAGAAAUGGACAUUAUUCAGUUCUUAGCCAAAUUAAAAAGCUCUAUUUUUGAAUGUU
Molecule: messenger RNA, 1665 nt
Organism: Pseudoliparis swirei
Lineage: Eukaryota; Metazoa; Chordata; Actinopteri; Perciformes; Liparidae
Gene: polr1f
Product: RNA polymerase I subunit F
Exons: 4
Coding region: 1-1200 (399 amino acids)
Biological process (GO): DNA-templated transcription initiation; DNA-templated transcription
Cellular component (GO): RNA polymerase I complex
Source: RefSeq, a predicted model, not a curated record